Molecule: messenger RNA, 702 nt
Organism: Liolophura sinensis
Lineage: Eukaryota; Metazoa; Mollusca; Polyplacophora; Chitonida; Chitonidae
Product: transmembrane protease serine 3-like
Exons: 5
Coding region: 1-702 (233 amino acids)
Biological process (GO): proteolysis
Molecular function (GO): serine-type endopeptidase activity
Source: RefSeq, a predicted model, not a curated record
AUGGAUUCCGGACUGCUCUUCUGUUGCCUUCUAGCCAUUACGGCGGCUAACCCCGUCCGUCUGGAUAAUGACACAGCGCCUUACCAGAUCCACGGCGUUCAGGACGUCGUUAAUGGGUGGGAUUCCCGGUACGGAUUUUUUAACUCCAUUCUCUCCCUGCAAACAUCUGGCUACGCCGUUUGCGGCGCUACGCUGAUCAGCGCAACCAGGGCGAUCACUGCAGCGCAUUGUCUAGAUGAUCAUCCGCAGUAUCAACCAAAUAACUACUGGAAAAAUGACAUUGCAAUCCUGAAGUUUAACGCUAUUCCAUUUGGAACAUACGUGCAGCCUAUCGCGAUGGUCACUGAUGCGGACGGAGAUCUGACAGACAAGUUAUGCUGGAUUGCUGGUUGGGGAAAAACUUCCGGUACCGCUCAAAGUGGAUCGCGAAAACUGAAGUUCUCUGAUAUAAAAGUAAUGCAGAACAACGAUUGCAGCAAUCAUUUGAAUGGCAUUACUGACACGAACAUUUGUCUGGAAUAUUUCCAGUACAAAGUAUCCGCGUGUCAGGGUGACAGUGGCGGUCCGUUAACCUGUGAGCUACCCGACGGAGAGAAGUUCGCUGGGGUCACCUCCUGGGGGCGCAGGGAUUGUCCUGGAACAAAACCCAGUGUAUACACCAGGGUCUCUAAAUACCAAGAUUGGAUCUCCCAGAACAUCUAA